Messenger RNA from Pararge aegeria (speckled wood butterfly), 8447 nucleotides. RefSeq names its product exportin-4-like. Gene Ontology annotation, molecular function: small GTPase binding; nuclear export signal receptor activity. The transcript has 15 exons. Gene Ontology annotation, biological process: protein export from nucleus. The record is from RefSeq and is a predicted model, not a curated record. The coding region runs from base 328 to 3633 and encodes 1101 amino acids. NCBI's taxonomy places the organism in Eukaryota, Metazoa, Arthropoda, Insecta, Lepidoptera, Nymphalidae. Gene Ontology annotation, cellular component: nuclear pore; cytoplasm.
CCUUCUAUAAAUAAAAAAAAAACAUAGCCUAAUUUUUGUGCGGAAAAGAGAAAUAAAAUAUGGCAACUCCGACCACAAGUUGAAAAAUGAAAAUAAAAUGAAGUUUCGAUUUCACGAUCACGAUUCACAAAAUAUGUGGAAACUAUAACUCGAAUAUCAAAUUUGUUUGGAAACCAUUUAAGAUUAUGCCAUGUUUUAAAGCGCAUGAAAUGGAAAUUACACACGUUUAUCUCAUUAUGAAAUUAGUGAAAUGAUUUAGAAGAAAAUUGCCUUCACGUAUUUUGGAUACGCUCUCUUACAAUAUCCCAUGCUAAACAUUAGAUAAACAUGGAUAAUUCAGCUAUAAACACCUUGGAGGCGGCAGCUCAAAUGUUAAUGGCACCACCAAAUCUAGUGAGUUCAGAGCAAAGGCAUCAAGCUGAGAGUGUAUUUCUCGAAUUCAGAAGUACAAAAAACCCAUAUCAGCUGUGCAGGGAAAUUUUAGAAAAGUCCACCUCUGGUUAUGUGCUUUUUGAAGCUGCAGGUUUGAUUAAAACUGCACUCAUUCGCGAAUGGAAUUUACUGUCUGCGAAUGAUAUUACUUCACUGCGGGAAUAUUUACUGAGCUAUUUGUUGAGAAAAGAAGCACCUCCAUUCUUAAAAGAGAAAUUACUACAGACAAUUGCAGUUAUUAUAAAACGAGGAAGUAUAAAUGAUGGUGGCAGAGAGAGAAAAGCCUUACUUGAAGAAUUAGAGAAAAUCAUUUUAAGCUCUCCGAUUAGCCAACAAAAAUUAGCAUGCUCGCUCAUAUUAGCAAUAAUGCAAGAAUAUGCUAUCACCGUAAAAUCGGCUGAUGUAGGCUUAAUAUGGGAAGUACACUUCCGCCUAAAAAAGUCAUUUGAGGCUUUAGAUUUGAAGAGAAUAUUCCGUUUUACUGUUGGCGUUUUAGAACAGAUUAUUCGCUCAGGUCAUCACCCAGAAGGCGAGCAGGCAUUAUUAACAAAACAGUUGUUAACUAUUGUUGAAACAGUUUUAUGUUGGAGUCAUGUAUCACCUUUGCUUUCAAAAAGGUUGAUAGGAGCAUUCGAAGCUAUAUACGAAAGUGAUACAGCCCCUGCGCUAAGAUUAAGCCUUAACUGGAGAGAUACUAUUAUGCAACCGGAACUAAUAGCAUUAUUUUUCGAAAUACACAUGUAUGUACGUACAACACCUGAAUUGGCAAACCCAUCUCUGACUUGUUUAGUUCAAUUAGCUAGUUUAAGUGGCGUCGUAGUAUCAGCGAGUAACUUAAAACAACAGUAUUUAGAGAAUUACGUAAAUAGUUUCAUGAGAAUGCUGGCAUUCAUACAACCAAUAGAAAGAGAAAUGUUGGGUAUAUCGGAUAUUUACAGAAGAUUGGUACAGUUUUUUACGCCUGUCAUGAUAGCUGCUAUGCCUCCAGCGUUUCUACAGAAUCUAACAAACUAUACUUGCCACUGCAUAAGAGGAUCUAUUAUCGAAGAAGGUGUUAACGAAGACACUGUAUGGAGGGAGUCACUGAACAAGUUUCUACACACCUGGUGUGCAAUAGUACAUGAUGCUGAUGGUUUCUCCAAUGAGAGACUCAUGAAUCCCUGCAUUGAGAUCUUCAUGACAUACUUGCAAUGCCGGCUCGCGCCACCUGAUGGCACAAGAGGGACAGAAAGCAGCGAUGGUUGUGCCGAUGACAUCAAAGAUGACGUUGAGGAUGAUGAGCGGCAGUUGCACAGUAACGUUUUGCUGACAAUUGGGGCGAUAGCUCGCAAAGCACCCGCGCACUGCUGUCAUGUGCUGUUCAACUUGCUUACUGACAGGAGCAAAAGGCUCGAAAGUCAACUGCAGCUUAUGCAUAUGGGAAAGCUGGAAGUAGUUAGAGGCGGUGAACAACUGGUCACUCUGUUCGAAGACCUUCACUGGAUUUUGAUGAUAACAGGUCAUUUCCUAGCAGUGGAUUGUACGGAGGGCGAAACAGUCAUGAUUCCGAGUGAGAUAGUGCAAUACAGUAUGUCUCAAAAUGCUAAUAUCGACGCGUCGCUCCGAUACCUCGUUGGAGAGAGCACUUCCACAGAAAACGUCGAUCCUGUUUUGAAGUUGGUGGGUGAAAUCCUCCGUAUAAGUACAUGGGAGUGCGCUGCGUUAGAAGCUGGCUUGGCCACGGUGUUCAGUCCAGAGCUAUCCGCCACUUUGUCCUGGCUGCUCAAGAUAUGGGCCAACUCUUACUUAGUACCGCAGCCGUCGCAGUAUUCAGAGGUGUUAGAAGUGGCGUUCGGGCGCGGUUCACGCGGUGUGUCGUGGGUGGUCGGAUUGGUGGCCAGACGCGCGGCCGCCACCCUGCGACACCUGGCGACGCAACCAGCGGCCGCCAAGCACGCGCUCAUGUUACUGGCCACCCUAGCGCAUUCGCAUCACAAAGAGAGUCCACUGGCGAGCUGCGAAGAGUUUUUGGCUUUGGUCGCGUGGGAGGCGUCUGGAAGCAACUUACCAGGCGAACUUAGGAGAGAGUUGCACCGUGCUUUUGCUAUUGCUGCUACUUUCGCUGAAGGAGACGUAAGAAACCGUCUACUUGGCAGUACGGUGGCCUUGCAAGGGAAGUUACUGAACAUAAUCAACAUGGGGUCAGACACUGAACCAGUUCGCACCUUGCUCGCAGAUACCCUGGAUUGCUUUAUUGGCGUCACUGAAGGUGUACUUGAGGUGGGAACAAUGGACGAGCAGUUCAUAAUGCUGAUGGGUGCGUUGGAAAAGAUACCGGCGAUCGUAUUCCGGUACCACAACUAUCCUGGCGUGGUGUUGCCAGCACUGAAUCUACUUGCGAAAAGUGCUAAGAGAAUGCUGCAUUCCGUUCAAGCGCACAAUGUUAACAAAUUCCUCGAUAUUUGUAAUAUGACAUUCGAAGUCUAUAUGAAAUGGAAUUCUGGUAAAAUUUCUACCAUUCCACAAGAUGCUGAGGAGGAAGCUUACGAGGACAUCUGCGCACUAAUGGAAGUCAUAAGUAGCGUGUCCCGCUGCGGUGCGGGUUGCGGGGCGGAGGGUGCGUGGGGCGGGGCCUGUGAGCGCGGCCUUAGGCUGCUACUGCCGCUAAUAACCCCGCCCCUACUAGCGCUGCCGACCCUGGCUUUGCGCGCGUACCGCAUGCUGAGAGACUUGGACCAUGCGGAUCAGCUAACCAAUCUUCCGAUAGCGGAUUUCAACAUGGUUAUCACAGCGUUGCGUGUAGGCUUAACUGCCGUUUCGUGUGACGUUUCGACAUUAUGCUGCGACACUAUCGUGGGUCUCGCGAACAAAGUGCGAACUCUAGGUGACGACAAUCCCUACGCGAUAUCACUUCUGUCCCUGGCAGAAUUGUUGCUAAUGCUAAUAAUAAAGAUGGAGAUACCGCCGGAUUCCAUUCCUGCGGCUGGAGCGGCGAUAUACGCCCUGACUUGCGUUAAACCAGCUCUACUUGAAGGUUUAGCUAGACAAUUAAUCGAAGCUUUUGCGGUUAACGACCCAGCUAAUGUACCAAGGCUGGAAGAGGCCUUCGGAGUUCUCACAAACGGUGUACUAUUCGACGGUCUAAGAACCCACAAGCUCCGUUUCCAGGACAACUUUGAUAAGUUCCUGGCGAGCGUUCACGGUUUUCUUAUCGUAAAAUAAUUCAUUAACGACUUGGCUUUGUGAAAUGUUUCGCGAUCGAUGCUUCUUCGUCGGUUAGAAAGAAAACCGUUGUAUAAAAUCCACGGAAUACGAGUGUAAUGCUUCGGCAAUAUUUAUCGUAAAAUAUGGGGAUAAUUGUAUCCAACCAAUGGGUUGUAGACCUUAAUUCACUAAUUAUAAGGUUAGAAAUAACGCUAUUUUGCGAAUGACUAAUUCAUGCACGUAAAUUGGAACAUGACAAUGCGCGCAUUUUUUUAGUUGGCUCUCAAGUGAGUGUUUGCACUUCAAAUAAGUUAAAAGAUUCAGAGCGAACUAAGCCACAGGCUCAAAUUUAAAUUUAUGCGUAAGAAAACAUGUUUACUGGAGUUUGCGUUUUCUGUCAAUAUGUAUGACGAAACAAUGCUUUUGAAGGUAUUCAUAUUCCUAUUCCGAUUCAUAUUCCGAUAUCAUGUUGACAAGUUAAUCUCCAGAGCCAUUUUACAAUGAAUACGUUACAUCUUUCAAAAAUAUAAUAUUGUAAGAGCGAGCGAGAACUUUAUCAACUAGUCAUGGAGCCAUGGAGGUUAAAUUCUCAGUUGUGGAAAAAGACUGUCCCCACGAUUUAAUUUAAUGAAUUUGUGUAUUUAUAUAAUAUCUGGAUGAGUACAUGAAUGAUUUCCAGGAAAAUGGGUAGUACACAUCCGGACGGACCGUCGCUUGGCAACGCAUAAAACUAUGACAGUUUUCUAAAAAGCUAUAUUUGGUUUAUUUAUUCAAUAAAUGCAAGUAGCAAAAACGCGUAUCGAUUUUGAAUGAUACACCAAAAGACGAUUCGGUUCGUUUGGGUAGGAGGAAGGAAUACAUGAAAUAUUCGACCAAAUAUAACAAUAUAUAUCACUACCCAAAAACGAUACGCUAAAAGAGGUUCCAGCAUUACGUACAUCAAUUGACCUAUCUUCUAACCGAGCGACGGUUAUUUUCGCGUAAACAUCGAAAUCGAUGUAAGUUUUCUGUGUUCUGCACAUAGAUCUUUAGUAGAGAUUCUCAAACUUUAGGAAGUAUUUUGUGUACAUAAGCUCCCAGGAAUACAUGAAAUAUUCGACCAAAUAUAACAAUAUAUAUCACUACCCAAAUACGAUACGCUAAAAGAGGUUCCAGCAUUACGUACAUCAAUUGACCUAUCUUUUAACCGAGCGACGGUUAUUUUCGCGUAAACAUCGAAAUCGAUGUAAGUUUUCUGUGUUCUGCACAUAGAUCUUUAGUAGAGAUUCUCAAACUUUAGGAAGUAUUUUGUGUAGAUAAGCUCCCUGAAACUGGUUUCAUGUCUUAUCAGCCAUGAUCUACAUUGGUGUACAAAUGUUCGUUUGCUGAGUGAAGCGGAACAUGAGAAUUGAACAAAAUCUUUCUCAUAUUCAUGUUCAACUCGUCUUUUUCCUUGAAGAUCAUUAGGCAUUGAAUUAAUUAAUUGUCUUCCAGAGCUUCUGCCAUACCGACUACAUCUUCGGCUAACUAAAUGAUUCUUACUUGCCUUUGAUAUUGAUGUCAAAUCCAGAAGCUUUAGCUACCAACGCAGUUGUAAAACAUCUUCAAGGUCGCUGCACUUAAAUUAUUCUCGUAGUAUGGGCUUGUAUAUAGAUAUUGAACUGAAAUAUAUGAUGACGUUUUUGAUGCUAACAUUUGAAUGGUUUUCAACGCCUGUCAUGAUGAAACUCAAUAUUCGCUCAGUGCCUAUUGGAUCUGUAUAAUUAAAGAAUAAGAAUUUUCCAAUACUUAUAACAGAUGCGUUGCGAUGCGUCGUAAACCGUCUUAAAUGUGUGCGAGCUUUAAGAGUGACCGAUAUGUCCUUCCAGAGGGCUGUGUUAUAGUAUUAAAUAUUUAAAUUGAAUCGAAUAAAUGUUUGACUUAUAUUCUACGUAUAAAACAGUCCAAAUCAAAUGUAUGAUGCGUGCCAAAUAAGAAUAGGAUCAUACUUUCUAACAUGUUAAAUUCUAAGUGUAGUACUAAGUACGUGUCCUUUGUAAAUUGAUGUGGUAUCAUGAGUAUAUCAGUGUGCGUUACGAUGUAAUUCAACUGUGCAAAAUCAUAAAUGAACCUGCGCAGUUUGAGCUUUAGUCGUAAUUUUUUUUGUGUGCGUUUCUUAGUUAUAACUGAAAUUAACAAGAUAACGUCCUAUUCUUAUUUGACAGCUUUGUAUUUGUCUCGCAGCUUGUUUGUAAGAGGCCUAAUGAAACAGGGUGCAUGUGGCUUCAAAAUGAAAAAAGGUAUCCUUAUGAUAUUCAAAGUUUUUUAAGUUUACUCUAUAAAAGCCUACAGUUUGAAGGAAUUUAAUAAGACGUAAUACAGAUUUCGUUAACGAUAGCUGAUACGAUAUCAUAGCCCAAAUUUUGAGUCCGUAACCUAAUUCGACUGGAUAGUUGGAUUGGAUUGGACGGAAUGGUUAGUAUAACUGAACAUAUACAUGGUCGAGCUUAGUGAAACAUCAUUCCAGAAAGGGUUUGAUAUUACUAUAGACUCGAUUUUAUUUAUUAGUAAAAUUGAAGUGGUAUUAUCACUUGAAGGAUCUUAAUCAUAUAAUUACACUCUCGGCUUCCUAAUCGCUUACAGCUCGCGCGCUCGCUUGUGGUGUUAAAUUCAAUUUACCACACUUAUUUCAUAAUGUACCAUUAAACAGCUAAACAGCUUCUGGAUAUAAAUGUUUUUUUUCCUAUGUAAUUCGUCUUAUUAAAUAACUUGCGUCAUAUAAAAACCGAAACGCGUGUAUGAGAUUCACAACGAAAUGAAACGCCAAAAGAGUAAAGGCUUUGACUUUGAAAAGACAGAUGAAUGUGAAAUAACAUAGUAGUCAGUGUUUUGAAAGGUGCUCUCUGAAGAGUUACGAAAGUUACCUUACGAACACAUUACCUUUCGCUGUGUACGGACACGCGGACACGUUUUCCGGUUUCUGGCCCUGAUUAAUAUAAUAAUAUUAAUAUAAAAUUAAGUUAACUACAUAGUGUGAACAAGUCCACGAUAACUACUGCCGAUAAGCUGUAUUACAGUUUAACAGACUGCGUUUGAGUGUAAAUUAUGUACAAACCAGAAAACAAAUAAGAAUGAAAUAGAGAAAAACACUGCAUUACAAUUCGACGUUACGCCACGUUUAUUGGCCAAGACCCCUGUUUAUAUUGCGGUUGUGAAUGUUAAAUGGAUUUAUCGCUGUGGUAUUAAAUAUUUCUAGUAGGUAAUUAAGUUAUGAUGAUAUCUUUAUCAUCAUAACUUAAUUACCUACUUUUAGAAUUAGUUAUAGUACACUUUUUUUGUACUUAAUUAUAGGAAAAUUGUGAUUUCUUCUUAUGCUAGUUAAAUUACAUUGUUAAAUAUAUUUUUUAUGGAGAAACGUAUACCACAAACUAUGCUUCGUUAGUAGGCAAAACUUGUAAACUGAACUAAAUUACAAAUUAAAACUUCUGACUUUUUAAAGGGGACGGAAAAGUUUAAGUCUUUAAAUUUAGUUUAGUUAACAGUUUUGUAUCAACGUAUUGACCCCAAUUCUAGCUGACAUAGACUAGGAACUAGAAAGGAAAAUUAUUAUACUUCUUGGCGUUUAUUAGUCUCAACUUGGCAUCGAAUAACUUGCCAAUAUGUUGUCCUUCUCUUCCCUAAGAGAAAAGAAAGAGACAGAUGAAUCCUUUCGUUUGCUUUUGCUGGAAUUGGAAUCAUAAUAUUAUAGGUAUGAAUCUUCGAUCACUUUUAUACUUGAUAUUGUAAGCCUUCAAAAAGUGUCCGAGAAAAAUUUGUAGUUAUAUCAUAAGAUGAAGUAAAUAUGAUUUAAACGCUCAACAGAUAAACAUCAGCAAAAAACAAAAACCUGACUUUUUUCAUUUUGUAAAGGACUAUUAAUUAUGGUAAAGGUAAUUAAUUUCACACCCCACAACAAACAAUCUAUAUCAUAUCAAGUAAAUUAUUGAUCGAAGGUGCUAAUUGUAAUACCGCUUUUUGCUUGUUACAUAUAUCAUGAUUCAUGAAAGAUGGAGUGAAAAGUUUAGUUUUUUCUGUACUUACUUCCCCUAUUUCUGGCUGCGGAAUAUGGGAAUUAUAAGACCUAUAAUAAUAGCGAAACUCAUUAGCUAGUUUUAUGACUUUCAAUUGAAAUAAGGUUUAAAAAUAAUUUAAAACUUGAAUUAUUUUGAACCGUUGGUGAAUUGUAAAUAAUUUCACUCCAACUGGAAUAUUAAAACGCGAGUAACAAGAGUGUACUGUUAAAUUAUAAUAAUUAUUUUAACGUUUUGACUUUAAUAAAUAUCACUUAGGUUUUCUAAGAUUAUCUACAUCAAUAAUACGUAAAACUGUAAUAAUACUAUGUUGUUUAGUUAUUAUCAUAAUAUUAAUUAUUAUAUUAUAGAAAAUCCUAGAUAAAUAAACUAUCUUUUAGUUAAUUUUGAACAAGUCUAAAUGUAUGUGUUUUUGUGAAAGUGUAAACAGUGAUAUGUUAUUAGUAGUAAUCGGAAUAGGCAGCGUAUUUUUGUGAAUUUCAUGACUUUUAUUUUAAUGCCUUUAAAUCCAACUGAACUUGAAUAGUUACAAUUGUAAGCUUAAAAUAUAUGACUUGCAUUAAUGUCCUAAAAAAAGGUUUACUUGAGACAAGAAACAAUUGAAGCUAUCUUGUAUAUGCAAUGUUUGUUUGGAUGGCUCUUUGUAAUCAUAAAUUGUUAAAAGUGAUUGUAACUUUUAUGUUCAAGAGAAAAUAAUUUUCAGGGUUUAAUAUAAAGUACCAGAAAGCUCUCACUCUUUUAGUUCCUAUCAUUAAAACUAAAAACUUUUGUUCUACGACUUUUCGAAAUUCAGUAAUAAUUUAU